AUCGAGCAUCACGCGCCAGCCGCGCCAGGUGGAGAUGUGCGGCUGAGCUGCCUCCCGGACCCGGCACCUCCCAGUCGGUGAAAAAGUUAAUCGGACGUCGACCAAAGAAUCAGGAAACCAAGUCAUGGGUCUCAGAGAAGAAGACACGACAACACUGGACAAAACCUCCAACUGCUGCAACGGUGUUGCCCACAGUGAAACCCCAAAACGCAAUCCAAUGCGAAGGUACAAAAAGCCGCGGGUCCGGGGUAAGGACUACUUUGAGGAAACGCCUCUGCUCAUGGCAUUGAGCACCUACCUAAGCUAUGUAAUCCUGGGAAUUUUCGGGCACAUCCGGGACUUCAUGCGUUCCACGGGCUUAGAAGAAACGCACAUGUCUACCGAGCUUGACCGGAAGGGCUACGUUCCACUGUACCAAAGCUUUGAAAGCUUCUACACACGCAAUGUUUAUAGACGAAUUCGUGACUGCCUCAACCAACCCAUAUGCAGCGUGCCGGGUGCCGUCAUCGAUCUGGUGGAUCGCGUCAGCUACGAUAACAACUGGACUUUCGUGAUGCCAGGUACAGUGACGAAGGCCAUCAACAUGGGUUCCUACAACUACUUAGGGUUCGCCGAAAAUUCGGGACCCGUCGUCGACGAGGUGCAGAGGUCCAUCGAGCGUUAUGGCAGCGGAACGUGCAGUAGUCGUCACGAGCUAGGUACCCUGGCCAUCCACCAGGAGCUUGAAGAACUGAUGGCCCGCUUCCUGGGGGUGGAAGCGUGCCUGACGGUGGGCAUGGGCUUUGCCACCAACUCAACCAACAUUCCCGGCCUGGCCCAGAAAGGAUGCCUUUUGCUCAGCGACGAGCUCAACCACGCCUCGCUCAUCUUAGGCUGCCGCUUGUCUGGCGCCACCAUCCGCGUCUUUAAGCACAACAACGUCAAGGAUCUUGAGCGGAAACUGAGGGAUGCGAUAGUUGAGGGUCAACCUCGGACCCACAGGCCAUGGAAGAAAAUCAUCAUCAUCGUUGAAGGAGUUUACAGCAUGGAAGGCUCCAUAGUGAUGUUGCCUGAGAUUAUAGCCCUGAAGAAGAAGUACCGGGCGUACGUCUACCUGGACGAGGCACACAGCGUGGGUGCCUUGGGGCCGAAGGGGCGGGGGGUGGUAGACUACUUCGGCCUUGACCCACGGGACGUUGACCUGCUCAUGGGCACCUUCACCAAAAGCUUCGGUGCCGCGGGUGGCUACAUCGCGGGGUCAAAGGCAGUCAUAGAUCACCUGCGAGCGCAGUCUCACAGCUUCUGCUACGCGGCCAGCAUGACUGCUCCGGUGGCGCAGCAGAUCAUCUCCACCUGCCGCGUCAUCAUGGGCGAGAUGGGGGACGGCGAGGGGCAGCGGCGCAUCGAGCGGCUGGCACGAAACACGCACUACUUCAGGCGCCGUCUGCAGCAGAUGGGCUUCAUCAUCUACGGCAACGAGGACUCUCCCGUCGUGCCGCUCAUGCUCUACUUGCCUUCCAAAAUUGCGGGCCUCGUGCGUUACCUCAUGAAGCGGGGUGUUGCCACCGUCGGAGUCGGCUUCCCUGCGACUCCGCUUCUGGAAGCGCGAGCUCGCUUUUGCAUGUCGGCGUCACACACAAAGGAAAUGUUGGACCAGGCCCUGAGUGUUAUUGACAAGGCAGGUGACUACCUCUACCUGAAGCUGUCCAGAACGAAGAGAAGCACCGAAGAAAUAGUCUACUAAUCACCGACUGCACACAUAUAGCUAGGUGGCUGCCGUCAGACCAUGCAGCAAAAUCAGCGUGACAGCGCCGGGAUGUGCAACAAUUUCUCACCAUGCAUGUCUGAAGUUUCCCCACGAAAAUCGUGCUGCAAGUGGUGUCAAGGUGCUGCGGUUAAAAGAAAAAAAGAAACUGGGUCCAGUGUUGUUUAGGAAACUUUUCAUCAACCUCUCUGACCUGCUAUUUCCAGUUAAGCGCGAGACCAAAAAGGAGAAGGAAAAAAAAAACAAAAAGAACUGUGCCUCGGCCUCAUUUUAUUUUAUUUUUUGUACUGUGUUCACCUUGGGGCUUCACAUUGUUUCAAUUGUAUGGGGCAAGUCUUCUCUGCAUAUUUAGUAUGACGCUGAUCAAAAUGUUGGGUGUGUGUUUAUAUAAGUGUUCUCUGUAUGUUAUGUUGCGUGAGCAUUUUUUUUUUCUUCCGAGAUGGUGAUUGAUAAACAAAAAAAAAAAA
This is a messenger RNA of Rhipicephalus microplus (southern cattle tick), 2211 nucleotides long. RefSeq names its product serine palmitoyltransferase 2-like. The record is from RefSeq and is a predicted model, not a curated record. Gene Ontology annotation, molecular function: pyridoxal phosphate binding; serine C-palmitoyltransferase activity. Gene Ontology annotation, cellular component: serine palmitoyltransferase complex. NCBI's taxonomy places the organism in Eukaryota, Metazoa, Arthropoda, Arachnida, Ixodida, Ixodidae. Gene Ontology annotation, biological process: sphingosine biosynthetic process; ceramide biosynthetic process.